Molecule: messenger RNA, 3654 nt
Organism: Aethina tumida (small hive beetle)
Lineage: Eukaryota; Metazoa; Arthropoda; Insecta; Coleoptera; Nitidulidae
Exons: 12
Coding region: 282-2912 (876 amino acids)
Biological process (GO): nucleotide-sugar metabolic process; carbohydrate metabolic process; regulation of DNA repair
Cellular component (GO): cytoplasm; nucleus
Molecular function (GO): poly(ADP-ribose) glycohydrolase activity
Source: RefSeq, a predicted model, not a curated record
CUUAGUGCGUUGUAUUUAUAGCGGACAGGCACCGUUCGUCCCGAAACGGUCCCCAAUUUUCUACCGCUAGUUUUCCCGUUUCCGUUUCGCCCUUUUAGUUCGCAUCGGGACCACGUUGGGGGAAAUGGGGUCGUGGGGCCGUUGGGGUAGAUAGCGGUGCGGAAGUUUGGCCGUUCGGUGUUCGGGGAAGUGUUUGAGUGUUUUCUAAAAAUACAUGUUUAUUAUUAGUAAGCGGCCGAAUUUUUUAAUUGCACCCUGAGGAAAUACAUCGGAGAAAUAUCAUGGCAUUGGUGAUGUUGCCGAGCGAUCUACCUUGGUGGGAAUCGGUGAAGAAGCAACUAAAGAAGAUAGCAAAUACGAAAAAUACUCAGGAGAUCAUCGAUUGUAUGCAGAAAAUAUACGAAAUGUGCAAUGUUAGCUUGGAUCCGGACGAUGAUCUGACUGACCCUCAGCAGUUUACUGGUUUACUCAACUUUUUAGACAAUGAUUUUACAAACGAAGAACGUAGCAACUUUUUAAAUAAAACUCUUCCAAAUAUCGUCAAACACGCUUUACUUUUGAAGGAGAAGAAACCGAACGGCGGACUACAUUUUAGUCUACAACAACAACCUGACUGCACAGAAUUAGAAUACUCUUUUGUGUCGUCAUUGUUGGCGAACGCAUUCUUUUCAACAUUUCCAAAACGAACCGACAAAAGUCAUCCGACCCUGCAGAACUUUAAUUUUUCGAAUUGGUUCAAGAAUUUAAGCUCCAAUUCUCAAAAAGCCAAACUCAAAAGCUUAUUUCAUUACUUCGAUUGGCUGGAAGAUAAUGGUAACAGCAUUGGAACAAUGAGGAUACAGAGACAGGUGAUGACAUCGAAAGAAUGGCUUACGAUAGAAGACUGGUUAGAAUGUAAUUUGCCGCUGUGUCCGUUACAAAUAAAGCACGAAGGAAAACUGGAUAGAGCGGAGAAUGGGUCAUUGCAAAUUUGCUUUGCCAGUGCCAAAGUCGGAGGUCAAGUUCUCAGUAACGGCUAUUCACAAGAGUGCGUUAAUUUCUCAACAAUUCCGGAACUAAUAAUGCUCCUAUUGAACGUAGAAGCUUUAGAAGAUAACGAAGUGAUAACUGUCGAUAAAGUCAGGCGGGUAUCUAGAAUUAAGGAUCCUAAAAACAAAGCCGUUGUGGAAAAAUUAGAAAAAGCAGGAGAACUCUCCGUCUGUUGUAUGGACGCGGACGACUACACGAACUUGCCGAUAGGCCAAUAUGAAGAAGACAACGUCCUAAGGGAAUUGAACAAGUGCCUUCUGGCCUUCCAACAGAAACAGUACAAAUCCAACAGUGAUAUGCCAGGUCAAACCCACAAAGAGAGACAAAGAAGACUAUCACCCAUCGGAGAAUCGAUGGGCUCUAACAUAUCCGACACGGGUAUUCCCCUCAUCACACAACAAUCGGCCAGUACGGCCAGAACUGAUUCCUGCAAAACCGAAUCAUUGGAUAGUGAGAACAACAACACGAACAAACUCAGAGUCAAGCUGGACAUGGAGAUAAAUCUGAAGAAGAAAGGGCAGAUUACCAACGAAGCUUUGGUACAUAACAGGAGGGGGAGAUUUAUCGUACUGGGCUCUUCCGGCGAGUGUUUGCCUGUUACUAGAAAACCUCUGAAGCAAGAAGACAGUUUAUAUUCAAGUUGUGACUCUAGUGAGGAAGAGUUUCACAGUGCCAAAACCAGCGUGGAUGAUGAAAGUGAAGAUGAAAACUAUCACAAACGCUACAGUAUAGAUUUGGAAACGCCGGAACGGCGAAUGACUUUUGCACAAAGACUGAAAGAUGCCCUUAGACGAGAAACCUCACCACCAAGUCUUUCCAGUUCCAGUGAGGAAUCCAGUUAUGCAGUAGGUAUAUCAAUUGCAGGAUCUGGAUUAGCGGAUAGGGAUAUUAAAGUCCGUAGAGGUGGAUCAACAGGAUUUGCUUUGCAGGAAGAUUCCGUCGAUGAAGAUUAUCUGCAAAACUCCCUACAACAAGAAAAACAAUGGAUAGAUAAAUUCAAAAGUAAACAGUCAGGUCUAAGCAGAAAAGAAUCCAAUAAAUCUUCCGAGUAUAGUUUUAGCACCGAAUACAGUUCAGAGUUAGAAGAAGUUUACGAACAGUUUUCGCACUGGUUGGAACAUCCUGUACUUGAAACUGACAAAGGAAUCAAAAAGGAAUUGGACGCAAGGGAUUUAGCAGUCGUUAAAUUUGCCGGCUCCAUAUUAAAACGGACGCUCAGCGAAUCGUUUGCUGGCAUACAAGUUCCUCUCGCCGAAAAUUCUUCCAACCAAGAUUACAAGACGAAGAAAAACAAGUUAGUGUUGAAUUCCAAGUCGUUGAGUUUGGAAUUGGCACGACAGAAACACAGAUUGGCAGCUCAAUUGAGUGAUUCGAUUGAAAUGGUAGUGAAGAAGAAUCCGCCACCCUUAACAAACGAAAUAGAUGCUUUAAAUAAAAGCGACCUAACAAAAAAGCGUAGAGCUUGGUUUAUUACAUGCGUUAACGAAGCAGUAGUACAAACUUUGGAAGAGAUUUCUUUUAAUGUGUCUUUACCACAAACCGAACAGUUGUCCGAAAUUUGUCAGAAACCAAAGAACGGACUGAAACCAGUCUCGACGGGAAAUUGGGGCUGCGGUUCGUCGAGGAAGGGCGACGUUCAGCUGAAAGUAAUAGUACAAUGGCUUGCGGCAAGCGUUGCUGGCGUACCAGCCUUAAUAUAUUACACAUACGGACACCAGAAUCUGGUCAAAUUGGAUACGGUUUGCAGGAUAUUGGUGGACAGAAAGUGGACGGUUAAAGAUUUGGCGGAGGCUACUUUGAGGUACUCCAGCCAGGUGCUGCAUGGAAGGGAAAAUAGCAGAACGUUGUUCGAGGAAUUGAUUGGUGUAGAUAGAACUGUAUAGGAUAUGAAUGUUGCUGAUGUUUUUACUGGCGUUAUUAUUUUUUUGUCAGAAUUUGUUACACUAUUGUUAAUCGCCUAAAUAAAUACUUUUAGGAUAUUUUUAAUAACUAAUUAACAAUUUAAAAAUAUGUUUUAGUAGUAGUAAAUUCUGGCAAAUUCUGUUCUUUAUUUUCAAAGGAUUGCAGUUAUUUACUAUUGUGGAGCAAUUUACGGUUUUGAUGUGAAACUGUGCUCUAAAAUACUUUUCUGUAUACUAAAAUGAGCGUAUCAUUAUGAAAGUGCCAUAACUUUGCCCAAACCUCAUAUUUCUAUACCAAAGCAAUUUUUAUAUUUGUUUUUACACCAAAUUCUAUGUAUAUAAGAUUGUACAGAACCAUUACGUAUUCUUAGAAACGAAGCUUCAAGAAACAUAGUGCCUCUACUCAUAAGAUUCAAAUUAAACUUUAUAUUUGUAUAUAAUUAUAUAAUGUACUCAAAGUCUUUCCAUUCAAGAAAGAAUUGCAAAAUGGUUGUUACAAUGUGUUCAAAUAUUGAAUAAGUGUAAUGGGAAGUAUUAUUAUUAAGCAAUUUAAGGUGGAUAACUUUAAAUAAUAAUACUGCUCAAUCUACAUACACACCCAGGAAAUAAGGAGUCUUCCGAAACUUUUUUCUGCCGGCCGUUUUGUAAGCAUAUAAAAAAGACAUCUUGUAUCAAAAGGAGUGUUUAUUAUAAGUUUUAAUAAAUACAACAAAAAUAUAUUUUA